Molecule: messenger RNA, 1037 nt
Organism: Punica granatum (pomegranate)
Lineage: Eukaryota; Viridiplantae; Streptophyta; Magnoliopsida; Myrtales; Lythraceae
Source: RefSeq, a predicted model, not a curated record
ACCUCGCAGUAGCAGUGCUGAGAGCUUCACCAAUUCCUCUCUCCUUCCAUUGUUUUCUCCGCCGAUUCCUCAGCUCAGGCGGAAGAGAGAGAGAGAGAAGAAUGAGGGCUUCUCUGAAAGGCACCGCAGGCACGGACAAGAACCGAGCCGGAGCAGCUUCCCUCGGCGUCCCCCUGGGCGAGCUCAAGCUCCGCGCCUCCAUCACCGAGGCCACCGUCGUCAAUGGCCCCAGCCUCAACGGCCUGCUUCUAUCCGUCGAGAAGCCCGGCUCCUUCAUCAUCGACUACGAUAUCCCCAAGAAGGAUUUCCGGUUCCAGUUCAUGAACAAAGUCAAAAUCAUGGAGAAACCCUUGAGUCUUACCUACAUCCAUGGCAAAGGUGACAAUCGAACUCUAUUGGAGGGAACCCUCGCUUUCGACCCGUGCAACAAGUUGUCGGCCAAUUACAUGGUGGGUCCUGGGAACUGCAAGCUGAAGUACAGUUAUGUCCAUGGAGGACUGACCACAUUUGAGCCUUCCUAUGACCUGUCAAAGAACUCGUGGGACCUCGCGGUAUCUCGUAAGGUUUAUGGAGAUGAUGUACUUAAGGCUACAUAUCAGACAUCGAGCAGGAUUUUGGGGCUUGAGUGGUCGUUGAAUUCGUUGUUGAGUAGUCGUGCCAAGGUCUCAGCUUCUGUGAAUUUGAACGAGGAGUCGAAGAUCCCGAAGGUCAGUGCCGAGACAACAUGGAACUUCGACAUGUGAUUUUCGUGAUGCUGCAAGCUCUUGAAAUUAUGGUGACAAGUCUUUAUGCUCUGUUUCUUCAUUGGAGAGCUGGGUGACCUGACUGAAACUGAUUUCGGGUAUAUACCCUCAUUUGUUUCUCCCUUUGCAUUGUGCUCUUAGAAUAUUCCCUCCAUUCUCCUCCCUUUGAUGAGUUAUAAAUUUAUUUCCUCCAUUCUUGUUGAGAUUGAGAUUGUAUAUUCUUGUACCAUGUUCGGUAUGGAGGAAUUGAGGCCAAUUGCCGCAAUAAAAUGAUCAAACACGAUUAUUUCUCCA